AUGCCCUGGGCACGCUUUAUUCGCGGCGUGCUGACCCAGCCCCGGCACACAAAAUGGAUUGCUCCCCUCUUAGUCCUGGGCGAUGCGCUCUUUUGCGCUCUAGUCAUAUGGAAGAUCUCCUAUACAGAAAUCGACUGGACAACAUAUAUGCAGCAAAUUUCCUUAUACCUCUCUGGUGAACGCGAUUACCCCUCGAUCAAAGGCUCAACGGGGCCGCUCGUAUAUCCCGCCGCUCAUGUCUACGUCUACACACUCCUGUACAACUUAACCGACCAAGGGCGCGACAUCCUUGGCGGACAGAUUAUCUUUGCAGGCAUUUAUCUGUCUUCAUUGAUUCUUGUGUUUGGAUGCUAUCGAAAAGUCGGCGCUCCGCCGUAUCUCUUCCCACUUUUGGUGCUGUCCAAACGGCUGCAUAGCAUCUUUAUGCUGCGCAUGUUCAAUGAUGGAAUCGCUGCUUUUGCUAUGUGGCUCGCUAUAUACCUCUUUCUUCGACGGCAGUGGACUCUGGGAGUUGUGGCGUGGACAUUGGGUGUCGGUGUUAAAAUGACGCUUGUGUUGCUUGCGCCAGCUAUUGCUAUCGUUUCUUUAUUGAGCGUGGGUCUUGGUCGAAGCUUUGCCCUUGGAGGCACUGCCUUCCUUGUCCAGUUCUAUAUUGCUUUGCCCUUUGUCAAAACCAACGCAGUCGGUUACUUGUCGCGGGCAUUUGAGCUAUCUCGCCAGUUCAUGUUCAAGUGGACAGUCAAUUGGCGAUUUGUAGGUGAAGGAACGUUUCUCUCGAGGGAAUUUUCUGUGGCCUUGUUGCUGCUGCAUGUUUCUAUUCUAGCCCUCUUCUCUAUUGGUUGGGUAAAGCCAUCCGGAACUAAUGUCUUCCGCUUCCUCCAAGACGCUAUUCUGGGCCGCCUGCAACCUGUGACACUUUCGAGUUCUUUCAUUAUGACAGUCAUUUUGAGCUCCUUGGCCGUUGGCAUGUUGUGUGCUAGAUCGUUGCAUUACCAGUUCUUCGCUUAUCUGGCAUGGGCCUCUCCGUUCCUCCUGUGGCGCACCGGUCUUCAUCCCAUUCUGAUAUAUGCCGUAUGGGCGUUACAGGAGUGGGCCUGGAAUGUAUACCCCAGCACGAAUGCCAGCUCGGCCGUCGUGGUCUUGUCGCUUGCGGUGCAGGUAUUCGGGGUACUGAUAGGGGAAAACGGCGAUGAAGAUACCAAAUGA
Molecule: messenger RNA, 1206 nt
Organism: Penicillium angulare
Lineage: Eukaryota; Fungi; Ascomycota; Eurotiomycetes; Eurotiales; Aspergillaceae
Gene: alg3
Product: dolichyl-P-Man:Man(5)GlcNAc(2)-PP-dolichol alpha-1,3-mannosyltransferase
Exons: 3
Coding region: 1-1206 (401 amino acids)
Cellular component (GO): endoplasmic reticulum
Molecular function (GO): dol-P-Man:Man(5)GlcNAc(2)-PP-Dol alpha-1,3-mannosyltransferase activity
Source: RefSeq, a predicted model, not a curated record